Messenger RNA from Passer montanus (Eurasian tree sparrow), 1721 nucleotides. RefSeq names its product adenosylhomocysteinase like 2 (gene AHCYL2). The coding region runs from base 46 to 1572 and encodes 508 amino acids. The transcript is spliced from 17 exons. Gene Ontology annotation, cellular component: cytosol. Lineage: Eukaryota; Metazoa; Chordata; Aves; Passeriformes; Passeridae. The record is from RefSeq and is a predicted model, not a curated record. Gene Ontology annotation, biological process: L-methionine cycle.
CCCUGCUCCGGAGGGAGCCGUGCCCGGGACAGCCAGAGGGUCACCAUGCCCAACAAGAAGAAGUACAACGUCAACGGGGACUCAGCGGGGAUGAAAGCCCAGAUCCAGUUUGCUGACCAAAAGCAGGAGUUCAACAAGCGCCCGACCAAGAUCGGCCGCCGGUCGCUGUCCCGCUCCAUCUCGCAGUCCUCGACAGACAGCUACAGCUCAGCCGCCUCCUACACGGACAGCUCGGACGACGAGACCUCCCCAAGGGACAAGCAGCAGAAGAACUCCAAGGGCAGCAGCGACUUCUGCGUGAAGAACAUCAAACAGGCCGAGUUCGGGCGGCGCGAGAUCGAGAUCGCCGAGCAGGAGAUGCCGGCGCUGAUGGCCCUGAGGAAGAGAGCUCAGGGGGAGAAACCCCUGGCGGGGGCCAAGAUCGUGGGCUGCACCCACAUCACAGCUCAGACAGCGGUGCUGAUGGAGACGCUGGGCGCGCUGGGCGCGCAGUGCCGCUGGGCCGCCUGCAACAUCUACUCCACCCUCAACGAGGUGGCCGCUGCCCUGGCCGAGAGCGGGUUCCCUGUGUUUGCCUGGAAGGGAGAAUCCGAGGAUGAUUUCUGGUGGUGCAUCGACCGCUGCGUCAACGUCGAGGGCUGGCAGCCCAACAUGAUCCUGGAUGAUGGAGGAGAUCUCACCCACUGGAUCUACAAGAAAUACCCCAACAUGUUCAAGAAGAUCAAGGGCAUUGUGGAGGAGAGCGUCACCGGCGUCCACAGGCUGUACCAGCUCUCCAAGGCGGGGAAGCUCUGCGUGCCAGCCAUGAACGUCAACGACUCCGUCACCAAGCAGAAGUUUGACAACCUCUACUGCUGCAGGGAGUCCAUCCUGGACGGCCUGAAGAGGACAACAGACAUGAUGUUUGGAGGGAAGCAGGUGGUGGUUUGUGGCUAUGGGGAGGUGGGCAAGGGCUGCUGUGCUGCCCUCAAGGCCAUGGGCUCCAUCGUCUACGUCACCGAGAUCGACCCCAUCUGCGCCCUGCAGGCCUGCAUGGACGGGUUCCGGCUGGUGAAGCUCAACGAGGUCAUCAGGCAGGUGGACAUCGUCAUCACCUGCACAGGGAACAAGAACGUGGUGACCAGGGAACAUCUGGACAGGAUGAAGAACAGCUGCAUCGUCUGCAACAUGGGGCACUCCAACACCGAGAUCGACGUGGCCAGCCUGCGCACGCCCGAGCUGACCUGGGAGCGCGUCAGGUCCCAGGUGGAUCACGUCAUCUGGCCCGACGGGAAGAGGAUCGUGCUGCUGGCAGAGGGCCGCCUGCUGAACCUGAGCUGCUCCACCGUGCCCACCUUUGUCCUGUCCAUCACGGCCACCACCCAGGCCCUGGCUCUGAUAGAGCUCUACAACGCCCCCGAGGGCCGCUACAAGCAGGACGUGUACUUGCUGCCUAAAAAAAUGGACGAGUACGUGGCCAGCCUGCACCUGCCCACCUUCGACGCGCACCUGACAGAGCUGACGGACGAGCAGGCCAAGUACCUGGGGCUCAACAAGAAUGGACCCUUCAAACCCAACUACUACAGAUACUGAGUUCCUGGAGGAACCGCCCCGACACCCGAGUCCUUCUCAACUACUGUACAGGAUGAAACCGCGCAAGCUUCCCCCGCUAGAGCCGGGCUUGCUGCCAUAGUCGACAGUGUGUUUUAGGUUAUUUAUUUAUUAAAUUAGGAUACUGUUCA